UUUCGGCAAAACCAGUAUCAUGACGUACAACAGGUUUCCGCCCUCGUCAGUGAAAAGUACAAGCUCGUCAUUGAAAGGUACAAGCUCGUCAUCUUAGGAGACGCGUCUGUCGGCAAAAGCAGUAUCAUCACUCGCUUUGUGAACAACAAGUUCCAUAACGAAUACAAGCCAACAAUUGGCAUUGAUUUCCUGACAGGGUACCUUGAAGAUCGUAGAGUAAGACUGCAGUUUUGGGAUACUUCAGGGAAAGAGAUGUUUAGGAGUCUUAUACCAAGCUACAUCAGUGACUCAGUUGUGGCUGUUAUUGUGUACGAUGUUGCAAGUAGGCAGUCCUUCCUUAAUACUUCAAAAUGGAUUGAACAGGUUUGGGCUAUUCUUGGGAGUGAUGUUAUCAUUGUUCUUGUUGGGAAUAAAAUUGACCUUGUUGAAAAAAGACAAGUUCCAAAAGAGGAGGGAGAAGCUAAAGCAACGGAACUAAAUGGCAUGUUUAUUGAAACCAGUGCAAAGGCUGACUUGAAUAUAAAGGCGCUAUUUAUUAGUAUAAUAGGUGCAGCCAUGCGGCCUACCCAGGCAGCAGGAAUGGAGACAUUAUCGUUUGCUGAGCUAAGCAAGAUGAAGACACAGUGGUGAAGUUGCACUUUACGUGGUGUGCUCUUUAGAGACACUAAACAUUGGUCACCAUAAUUUACUUCUUUACUAUUCUGUCGGAUCCAAGUGUGAGUUGUUGCGGCGAGAAAAUUCCGCUUUUUGUGGGCAAAUUAAUAAAUCUAAUUUGAUCCAUGCAGAACUUUUGCACUUUGC
Molecule: messenger RNA, 801 nt
Organism: Ipomoea nil (Japanese morning glory)
Lineage: Eukaryota; Viridiplantae; Streptophyta; Magnoliopsida; Solanales; Convolvulaceae
Product: ras-related protein RABH1b-like
Exons: 6
Molecular function (GO): GTPase activity; GTP binding
Source: RefSeq, a predicted model, not a curated record